AUGAACUGGGUACCUACUGUCUACCCUGUGUGGGGACACGCAGAUCCACGCUCACUGUCUACAAAGAGCCCUCGGUCUGACUGGGAGAAGCAUGCUUCAAGAAGUGAGCAAAUUCAGUUUUUCUGGCUUGGAGGGAUCCAAGCCCCUCUUCCCCAUUCCAUAUUCUCCAUUCUGUCUUUUCCUUUUCUUCUUAGAGUCUCUCUCAUAACCAAAGGAGAAAUUUUGGGACUCAUUAAUUUAUUCACUAGCAGCUCUUCCUUUAAGGAAGACAGAGAUGUCAAUAACCCCAUGCCUAACCGAGGAGGCAAUGGAUUAGCUCCUGGGGAUGACAGAUUCAAACCUGUGGUACCAUGGCCUCAUGUUGAAGGAGUAGAAGUGGACUUAGAGUCUAUUAGAAGAAAAAACAAGGCGAGAAAUGAACAAGAGCGCCAUGCUGGAGGAGAUAACCAGAAAGACGUAAUACAGAGGCAGUAUCUCACAUUUAAGCCUCAGACAUUCACCUACCGAGAUCCUGUGCUACGUCCAGGGAUCCUCGGUAACUUUGAACCCAAAGAACCUGAGCCUCAUGGAGUGGUUGGUGGCCCUGGAGAGAAAGCCAAGCCAUUGGUUUUGGGACCAGAAUUCAAACAUGCAGUUCAAGCCAGCAUUAAAGAGUUUGGAUUUAACAUGGUGGCAAGUGACAUGAUCUCACUGGACCGCAGCGUCAAUGACUUACGACAAGAAGAGUGCAAGUAUUGGCAUUAUGAUGAAAACCUGCUCACUUCCAGCGUUGUCAUUGUCUUCCACAACGAAGGAUGGUCAACGCUCAUGAGAACGGUCCACAGUGUCAUUAAAAGGACUCCAAGGAAAUACUUAGCAGAAAUUGUGCUAAUUGAUGAUUUCAGUAAUAAAGAACACUUAAAAGAAAAACUAGAUGACUAUAUUAAGCUGUGGAAUGGCUUAGUGAAGGUAUUUCGAAACGAAAGAAGAGAAGGUUUAAUUCAAGCACGAAGUAUUGGUGCCCAGAAGGCUAAACUUGGGCAGGUUUUGAUAUACCUUGAUGCCCACUGUGAGGUGGCAGUUAAUUGGUAUGCACCGCUCGUAGCUCCCAUAUCUAAGGACAGAACUACAUGUACUGUGCCUCUAAUAGAUUACAUAGAUGGGAAUGAUUAUUCCAUUGAACCACAGCAAGGUGGGGAUGAAGAUGGUUUUGCCAGAGGGGCCUGGGACUGGAGUUUACUAUGGAAACGUAUUCCUCUAAGCCACAAGGAAAAGGCCAAAAGAAAACAUAAAACUGAACCUUAUCGGUCCCCUGCCAUGGCUGGUGGAUUAUUUGCCAUUGAACGAGAGUUCUUCUUUGAACUGGGUCUGUAUGAUCCAGGUCUCCAGAUUUGGGGUGGUGAAAACUUUGAGAUCUCAUACAAGAUAUGGCAGUGUGGUGGCAAAUUACUGUUUGUCCCUUGUUCGCGCGUUGGACACAUCUACCGUCUUGAGGGUUGGCAAGGGAAUCCUCCGCCCAUUUAUGUUGGGUCUUCUCCAACUCUGAAGAAUUAUGUUCGAGUUGUAGAGGUGUGGUGGGAUGAAUAUAAAGACUACUUCUAUGCCAGUCGUCCUGAAUCAAAGGCAUUACCAUAUGGGGAUAUAUCUGAGCUGAAAAAAUUUCGAGAGGAUCACAACUGCAAAAGUUUCAAAUGGUUCAUGGAAGAAAUAGCUUAUGACAUAACUUCACACUACCCUUUGCCACCCAAAAAUGUUGAAUGGGGAGAAAUCAGAGGCCUUGAAACUGUUUACUGCAUUGAUAGCAUGGGGAAAACAAAUGGAGGCUUUGUUGAACUAGGACCCUGCCACCGGAUGGGAGGGAAUCAGCUUUUUCGAAUCAACGAAGCUAACCAACUUAUGCAAUAUGACCAGUGUUUGACAAAGGGGCCUGAUGGAUCAAAAAUUAUGAUUACACACUGUAAUCUAAAUGAAUUUAAGGAAUGGCAGUACUUCAAGAACCUGCACAGAUUUACUCACAUUCCUUCAGGAAAGUGCUUAGAUCGCUCAGACAUCCUACAUCAAGUGUUCAUCUCCAAUUGUGACUCCAGUAAAAUGACUCAAAAGUGGGAAAUGAAUAACAUCCAUAGUGUUUAG
Molecule: messenger RNA, 2112 nt
Organism: Puma concolor (puma)
Lineage: Eukaryota; Metazoa; Chordata; Mammalia; Carnivora; Felidae
Source: RefSeq, a predicted model, not a curated record